UUCCAGGGAAACCAAAAAGCGUGCAAAAUCUCUAUGGUUAACGAAAUGCAACAACAAUUAAACAAUCCCCAAUUCUUUACCACUCUGGAUUCCAUAUUUUCUCACUCUCUGCCCUCCACCGCCGUCGCCCUCAGCCCUAUGCCGGAGACGGCGAUGGGCUCGUCGGUGUACCUCCGACAGAGAGAUCUGGUCCAUAAAUUUUGCGUUGAGAAUCACCACCUGCAAUUCCAACAACAGCACCGCUACCAGCCAGUUGAAAUUUCCGCUGGUUAUGGGGGUUUUCCGGCGUCGGUGAAGAAGAAGCUGUACAGGGGAGUGAGGCAGAGGCAUUGGGGGAAAUGGGUGGCGGAGAUUAGACUGCCGCAGAACAGAAUGAGGGUUUGGUUGGGAACCUACGACACGGCGGAGGCUGCCGCCUAUGCCUAUGACAGGGCGGCGUAUAAGCUCAGAGGAGAAUACGCGAGGCUGAAUUUUCCCAAUUUGAAGGAGUUUAGGAAUUUGGGGUUCGCCGAUUGCGGCGGUUUGAAUGCUUUAAAGAACUCCGUUGAUGCUAAAAUUCAAGCAAUUUGUUCGAAGAUGAAGAGGGAAAGGGCUAAAAAGAGAAGCAAGAAAUUGGAUCCCAAAAACAGCCCCGUUUCUGAGUCGUCUUUGCCGUCGCCGAUGGCAGCGACGUGGUGUUCGUCGGCGGUUUCUGGAGAUGGGUUUUGGAGAACGGACAAUUCGCCGCCACCGUCGUCGUCGUCCGGCUCGGCGGAGUCGGCGGUGGCGGUGGCGAUGGUGGAGGAAGGGGAUUGUGAAGGGUACUCUUCGCUGGCGAAGAUGCCGUCUUUUGAUCCGGAUUUAAUUUGGGAAGUUCUGGCAAAUUAAAUUGAAUGAACUUUUCUCUUUGUUUUUAUUUAUUUUUUUCCACAAAGUUUUUAAAACUGCACAACAGGGACAAUUGUGCAACCCAGAGAUAUAGUUCCACAGAGGUCUUUUUUAUUUCCCUCUUCAAUCAAUCUAUUCUCGUCCUUGCUGGUAUUCGUUUCUGUAAUGAAUCGAUGUAGGAUCUUCUCCAACGCUGGCACACGGUUCAAUAUCCGCCCCUUUUGAAGCUCAACAUUGUUGCUGACACACCCGAUCAUUGAUUCGGAGGGAGAGGAAAAAAGAAAAAAAGACGAAAGGAAGGAAAAAUAGGUGAAGGGCCAUAACGAAACCCAUAUCUCAAAGGUGAAUGAAAGAAACAAGGCAUCAUCUUGUUUUGGGUCAUGGCUAGAAUUUGGGAUUUUGAGGUCACACACGAAGCUUAUCAAUUGAUGAUAGGUGGCCUAGGGGUGUGUUGUGAAGUGAGAAUGGUGGCCCUCAUCGUGGUUACCCACAUGUCAACAGUGACUUGUGUAAGAGCCCCCAUACCCUUCUAAUCUUUAAUUUGCAUUUACUAUCAUAAUUACUCCACAUUCCUAAUUUCUCUAUCCUCUUAACUAAAUCUUCCUUCACAUAAUAUCAUUCUGUUCUCGAAUGUUCCAUUGCCACGUGUCAUGCAUUCUAAACACUAGGGGGGGGGGGGCAACCUUCAACGAUUUUAAUCGUAUUGUUAGAAUAGAACGGGUAAUUAUUUUAUUUCAAAAGUAUGUUUUAAAAGCGGCAUUAAAAUCCUAAAAUCCCACCACUUCCUUCUUGCAUUUCCUCUCUUUAAAACCGCUACAAUCUACGAGGUAACACAUUAAUACUCUCUCUCUUUUCUUAUUCUCCUUUUCCA
This is a messenger RNA of Cucurbita maxima (winter squash), 1738 nucleotides long. Its product is annotated as ethylene-responsive transcription factor ERF061-like. Gene Ontology annotation, molecular function: DNA binding; DNA-binding transcription factor activity. The transcript has a single exon. Gene Ontology annotation, biological process: regulation of DNA-templated transcription. The record is from RefSeq and is a predicted model, not a curated record. Lineage: Eukaryota; Viridiplantae; Streptophyta; Magnoliopsida; Cucurbitales; Cucurbitaceae. Bases 34 to 867 code for a protein of 277 amino acids.